UCGACCAACUCCAUUUCCUCUUUGUUUUGUUUAUCUGGACGCCCCCCAUCUCUCUCUCUCUCUCUCUCUCUCUGGAGAAAGCAACUAAGCAAGCAUGGUCUCAGCUUCUCUCUCCAUUCUCUCCUCCUCCUCCUCCUCCUUGUUUCCCUCCAACUCCGCCACUCACUUCGAUGCUUCCUCCACCUCCACCAGCUUCAAAGCCAGGCCCUUCGAAUCCUCCAAACGGACCCUCAGAUUCUCCAGACUCCCAAAGCUCCUUCCUUUCAAGGUCUUCGGCUCUUCCUCCCUCAGCCCAAUUGAGGACGGCUCCGCCGACCAGUUUUUGCAGAACAAUUCAAUUGCGGAUUUCAUGCGGUUCAAAAGGGGUCCCGAUGGCGGAACCGGGGAGCUGCAGACGGCGGUUGUCAGCUACAAAAAGCGGUUCCCUUGGUCGCUUUUGAGGCCGUUUCUUCAGGUUGAUUUGGUUUCGACAAUUCACAUCGCGGAUAAACAGUACUUUGAGACCCUCCAAAAGGAACUUGAGUCCUAUGAUUGUGUCCUUUAUGAGAUGGUGACUAGCCGGGAAAGUUUAGAGAACAGAAGAUUCCUUGCUGCCACGAAAAGACUAAAAGUCAAAGGCUCACGCUCAAGAGGAUUUAACAUCCUGGGAUUCAUUCAGCGACAGAUGGCUCGGGUUCUGACUCUUGAUUUCCAAUUAGACUGUCUUGAUUAUGAGUCUGAGAAUUGGUACCAUGCAGACCUUGACUUCGAGACUUUCAAAUUGCUUCAGGAAGAAAGGGGUGAAAGCUUCUUCACGUUUGCAAGAGAUAUGACUGUUAGAUCCACAAAAGCUAUGAUUCAAACUGUUUCAAUUCCAGAAGGCCUUGGUCCCUGGAGAUCUAAGCUUUUGUGGGCCGCACGUGUGCUUCCGAUGCCACUUGUUGGCCUUCUCAUUAUCGGAGGUGUCUGUGCAGACACGGGCAGUCAGGAAUCGGAAUUUCCAGAACUAGAAGCCUUGUCUAGGCUUGAUUUAGGUGCUGCGAUGAAGGUCUUCUUGGCCAAGAGACUAACAUCUGAAUUCACGCAGGCUACAGCCGAUGUAGAAGAGAGCUCAGUGAUCAUUGGUGAGAGAAACAGAGCUGCCAUGGAUGCUCUUCAAAAAGCAAUCGACAGCGGGAACAACAAGAUUGCAAUACUAUAUGGAGGGGGUCACAUGCCAGACCUGGGGAGACGAUUGCAGGAGUUGGAGCUGAUCCCUACUCAAGCACAAUGGAUUUCCGCAUGGUCCAUAAGGAAACAGGAUCUGAAGAGCAGUUCCCUUCCAUUUCUGAAGACGAUGGCGGAAGUAUCAGGUUGGCCUUUGAACCGCUACCAGACUUUGGCAUUGCUCAUAUUUUCCACGGUCCUCGCGUUGGAUCUAUGGUUUUGGGAGCUCUUUUUCGGCACCGCUGUGAACUGGACGUAUCAACUUGCUUCACAAGUCACUGAAUAUAUUGACAAUGCAGGGAUGAAUUUGUAGAAAUAGUCUCCGAAUCCCAUUGCUCUGAUUCUUUAUAUGUAAAUACAGUAACAAUCUCUGAUUGGAUUAUAAAAAUUUACAAACCAAAACUAUUUCUGAAAAGUAAAUGCAAGGAUCUAACUUGUAAUUCA
Messenger RNA from Malus domestica (apple), 1629 nucleotides. RefSeq lists its product as uncharacterized. Lineage: Eukaryota; Viridiplantae; Streptophyta; Magnoliopsida; Rosales; Rosaceae. The record is from RefSeq and is a predicted model, not a curated record.